Messenger RNA from Hyaloscypha bicolor E, 558 nucleotides. RefSeq names its product nuclear cap-binding protein. NCBI's taxonomy places the organism in Eukaryota, Fungi, Ascomycota, Leotiomycetes, Helotiales, Hyaloscyphaceae. Gene Ontology annotation, molecular function: RNA binding. The transcript is spliced from 3 exons. Bases 14 to 472 code for a protein of 152 amino acids. The record is from RefSeq and is a predicted model, not a curated record.
CGGGAUUUGAAAGAUGUCGGAUCAAGCAAGAUGGAAAGCUACUGUGUAUGUUGGUGGUCUAGCGCCGAUGGUCACCGCCGCAAACCUCGAGGCUGUGUUCCUACCCUUUGGUGAAAUUGCAGACGUCUCCAUCCCUAAGCCUGAAGGCCCAAACUCUACUGAGCUUCACCGAGGAUUUGGGUAUGUGGAAUUUGAGGACCCAGAAGAUACGAAAGAUGCCAUCGACAACAUGGAUCAGUCAGAAGUCUUUGGUAGAGUAAUCAAAGUUUCAGCUGCGAAGCCUCCAAAGAACGUCAAUGAAGGCCUUGGAAGCAAGACUGCAUUAUGGGAGCAGGAGGGCUGGCUUGCAGAGAAUGCUGUGAGUGAGGAGGAUAAGUUAGCAACAGAGAGAGCACAAACAGGUGCAAAUAGGCCUGAUGAUCCCAUGCAAGGCUUAGAAGGUUUGGAUGUUGCUGGGCCCAAGCCAGCAUGAAGAAGUUUGGUCCUUCCAUUUUCACGAUGGGAUAUGCAUGGGUGGCGUUCAGAGAGAUAGGGAAAUUGCAAGGCGUUUCAAGGAAG